Molecule: messenger RNA, 3259 nt
Organism: Podarcis raffonei (Aeolian wall lizard)
Lineage: Eukaryota; Metazoa; Chordata; Lepidosauria; Squamata; Lacertidae
Gene: FOSL1
Product: FOS like 1, AP-1 transcription factor subunit
Exons: 4
Coding region: 217-1146 (309 amino acids)
Biological process (GO): regulation of transcription by RNA polymerase II
Cellular component (GO): nucleus
Molecular function (GO): DNA-binding transcription factor activity, RNA polymerase II-specific; RNA polymerase II cis-regulatory region sequence-specific DNA binding
Source: RefSeq, a predicted model, not a curated record
GGGUGUCAUCUCUACAGUUCAUCGGGUUCCCUGUCGAAAUGAGGUCUCAGGGGAGGGGUUUCCUACCCGAAUACGCCGAGUGGCAGUUUAGCGAUGUCUCAUCCCCCCUCCUUAGAGAAUAGCGUGGGCUGGGAGCUCCCAUUCAUAAAAAUCAGGCAAAUGGAAAGCGCUCUUUUCAGCGUGUGAGACAGUUCGCUGGGCUGAGGCUGGGUAGAGAUGUACAAAGGUUACGGAGCGGGAAGGGCACCUGCUCCCGGGAGUCAUCGGCCCUCCACUCUGCGCCCAGGGACGCAGCAGCAGAAGUACCCGUCUGAUCCCGGGGCCGGCAGCAGCAGCAGUGCCGGCGGCGGCUUUGUCCCCAACCUCAACACCAUCACCACCAGCCACGACCUACAGUGGAUGGUUCAGCCCACCAUCAUGGGCGCUUCUCCAGGAAUCCCCCCUUACCCGCGACCCUACCGCUGCCCGCACUAUCCUCCAGGCAUUCGGCCAGGUGUGAUCCGCACUGCUGGCCCAAUCCUGACACCGCGGAGGCGUCAUUCGGAGCAUCUGACACCCGAGGAGGAGGAGCGGCGGCGGCUGCGGAGGGAGAGGAACAAGCUGGCAGCAGCCAAGUGCCGGAAUCGCCGGAAGGAAUUAACAGACACCUUGCAAGCCGAGACGGACCAGCUGGAGGCUGAGCAAUCUGGGCUGAAGAAGGAGAUUGCGGAACUGCAGAAGCAGAAGGAGCGGCUGGAGCUGGUCCUGGAGGCUCAUCGACCGGCCUGCAAAGUCCCUGAGGAGUCCUCAGGGGAAGAGGAAGAGGGCCAAAGCCGGCCGGAGACCCUCGCCCAGCUUCCGGUCAAGCGGGAGUCCCCGCCGGGCCCCAGCGGCCCUCGCAGAGUGGCUCCAGUGCCUCCCAGCAUCACUCUGCCCCCCAGCGGCCUGCUGGAGCCAGAGGCUCUGCACACCCCGACCCUGAUGCCCACGCCGUCCCUCACCCCCUUCACCCCAAGCCUGGUCUUCACCUACCCCACACCGGGGGACCCUGAUGGCCCCUCGGGCUCUGGCUUCCCGCACGAGGCCUGCUCCUCUGCCCACCGGCACAGUAGCAGCGGCGACCACUCCUCUGAUUCGCUCAACUCCCCCACCUUGUUGGCGCUCUGAGGACCAGGAGGGACCCCCUGGCUCCGUGGCGGGACAGUCCAGAGAGCGACACCUCCAGACCGUUGCGGUUUCUAGGCAGCUUCUGCCCAGGGUUGGGGGUUUUUUUUUGCUGCCAACGGUUCUCCUGGUCAUCUGUAUACAUACCUCAUUCGGGGUCCUUGCCUCCUCUGCUGGCCGGAGACCUCACAGGCCUCUCGUUCUGCCAUCUGUGCCCAAGUGCUUGGAGUCAAGUUGCCGGUCCUCAAGAGCGACCAGACCAUCUUCCCUCCCACCCUACCAGAACUCAACUCAUUCCUUGUUUCUCCUUGCUGGUGGCCGCGGCAGGACAGCCAUCUCUUUGUGGGGUGGGCUCUAGUUUGGGAUUUCCUGCUUCGGCCAAGGGGGUGGAACUCAAUGGCCUCAAAUGUCCCCCUCCAAUUGUUUUAUGACUUUUCACAACACUUAAAAAAACACACACAACCCUUACCCUUGAUAUCCUAGUGGUUUUAGAAUAAACAAGCCUUUUACUGUGCACCUUUCCACUUCCUUUUCUCAAACUAUUGUAGAAUCUGCUUUCUUCAAAGCCAGACAUAGAAACACUGAUGUUAAUCUUCUGUGAACCACCGAAGACUGAUCUUUGUGCCCAAAAUUAUUUCCCAUCUCCUGGAUGAGGUGGGAUACCCUUAUGUCGCCCAGGGGUGGAGCUGGUUGAAGACAGAUAUUUUUUAUUAUAAACUCACACGUUCCACUGCUUCGCCUUGUCUUAAUGUCUCAUUUAGUUAAUUUGGGUGUUGUCUUGCUCUUCUAAGAGGGUGCAUCCUUCUCAACAAAGCCUGUGGCAAAAUGAAGGCGGCAACUUCAUUGGUUCGGAACAAUUAUCCUGCUAAAGAUGAACAGGAGGAGUGUUUGUUGUGCUGUUGGGAGGGCAGGAGGAGAGGAAUCCCCUGUGAAUUGAUCAGGCAGCUGAUCAAAGUCUCCUUUAGCACAAACCACAAGUCUGGGUUUGUGGAAGGGAUUUUUCUGAGGGAAAAUACGGGGAGCCUUAUGGGCUCUGGGGAUGUCAGAGAAUCUGGAUCUGUCUAUCCUGGGUACAGGAAAGUUUGCUUUGUAGAAUUGAAAAGCUUGGGCUUUCUAGAAGACAAACACCCAAGUUCCUAGUCCUCCUGAGCCGCUGGUUAAAAAUAGAGAGUGGAGUCGAAAUUCCUCAGAUGUUUUAAAAAUAACGCUUGGGGGUUUCUUUUUCUUGCCUCCCUGGAAAAGGUCACUUUGAAGAUUUCUCCCAAAAUAUUGUCUGCCAUCCCCCACCCCCAGUUUUUCUCCCACAAUACCCUGGGGCAACACUAGUUCUGGGGCAUAAUGGGGGAUGUAAAAUGGUAACCUGGGUGCCCACAGUUGCCAGACAAGAUAGAAGUUCUGGUACUGUCGUGUGACAGGUGAACCUCAGAUACCAAGAAACAGGAUCUCCCCUCUACCUGGAGAAAUUCAGUGAAAUUUGUGCCCCCGAUUUAUUUGCCUACACGGGAUGGGGAAACAUGGCAGGACCAAUGUUUUGGCAAAGGCUAAAAAGUAGCAUCAGUAGAGGAGCGUCUUCCCUCAGCUUCUGUUGCCUAUGCUCUGAUAACCACCUGUGUUAGAUUACUGCAAUGCGGUAUACAUGGAGCUGCCCUUGAAGGUUGUUCGGGAACUGCAGCUAGUGCAGAAUUCAGCAGCUGGAUUGCUGACCCCGGGGGCAAGAUGUUCUGAGCAUGUAUCACAAAUCCUCAAGGACCACUACCCACAUGAACCAACUUGCACACUCCACAUCGUGGAGGAUGGCAACAUGGGAACGGGCCUUUUCGGUGGUGGCUCCCUGCAUCUGGAAUGCUCUCUCGGAGGAAGCAUGCCUGGCGCCCUGGCUGCCUGUCCUCAGGAGCCCAGUAAAACUAUUUCUGUUUACUCAGGCAGGUGUUUGGUUCUUAACCAGAAGAGUAACUAGUUAUGUCUGCGGCCUCUUUUUGUGCUCAUUGUUUUCAAUGUGGUGGGAUUUGUUCAUAUAUAUAUAUGUGAUUGUCUUGGAUUAGCACUUUAGGCUUAUUGCUAUUUUUUAUAUUUGGUUUUCAUGGCUUCUUCCUGUUUUUUUAUUAUGCAAGUCGCU